GACCGUUAGAGAAGCACGCGGCGGGCGUGAGGGGGCGAGGAGCGGGGCGUUCUGAGCGUAGGGUGGUCUCACGGGCAGCACCUGGGCAAAAGGAUCGGGCACGACUUGGUUUAGCUGCAACUGGGGUGGCAGAGAUACUCUGAAGAGAGGUGCAGUUCUGGUGCUGGAGGCUCCUGCGUGUGGAGGAAGGUGCGCGGAGCCAAGAAGUAGCUGGCAGCGUGGGAAAGCGAUUGCAAAGAGAAGGGGUCUGGAGCCUAAGUUUACUUCUAGCUCUUGUCUGAACCAUGAAGAGUGAAGAAACAGCAGAUGUUUUGUAAGAAGUUCCUACCAUUUCUACUGAAUUUUACAAUUUCGAUACCUCUGGAAGAUUCAGGCAAAAAAAAAUGAAAUCAUGGACAAAAUUGAAGAGACACAUCUGCAGGGAAUUCGGCUCAUGGAAUUUAGAAGGGGAAGUAAUUGAUAGAAGGACAUCCAGAAUCUUGUCAUGUGUUUCCUGUUGCUUUGGCCAGCACCAGGCUUGUGUUAUGUACAACCUCAACUAUGCCUUCCAUUCCAAUCUCCAUAAAAGUGAUCUGCCACCAACCCGUAAUGGCUUACAGUGGUAAGCUAAGAAAGCUGUAAAUACCAGAAUCCUGCCUGCUGUAUGAACACAAAUGGCCUCAGUGGAACCCUGCCAGUUUACAGCAGCAGAAAAUCAAGGCCAGAGGAUCAAAGGGUCUUUUCCAUAAGAGCGGGGAUUUGUUUCCAUGCCACCUUCUUCAAAAGGUUCUGAAUUAUCUGAUCAACAGUGCUGUUACCAGAUACCUUCUCCAUUUGAAUACUGUAAUGCCGUUAGUUAAGCAACGGAACAGAUGUGCAUUUGAGCAUCUCAGCAGCCUCCAUGAACAAACUUCUGCUUCUUCCAACAGAUACCGCAAGAUGACCCAACCAGCAGAUGCAAUGUCACUGCAGAUGGUAUCAGCUGUCAGCAAUUCAUCUUUGCUUCAGCCAGGUUCUUCCCUGCUGAAUUUUGAUGGGCACGUCUUCUUUUUUGGGCAGAAGGGAUGGCCGAAGAGAUCCUGUCCCACGGGUGUUUUCUUCCUUGAUAUAAAGCAGAAUGAGCUCAAAAUGAAACCUGCUGCCUUCUCUAGGGAUUCAUGUUACCUUCCCCCACUCCGCUACCCAGCUAUUUGCACACUUAGAGGCAACGGGGAGUCUGAUAAGCACCAGUACAUCAUUCAUGGUGGGAAAACACCUAACAAUGAUCUUUCUGAUAAGAUUUACAUUAUGAGUAUGGUAAACAAAACUACCAAGAAAACCACAUUUCAGUGCAUUGAGAAAGAUCUAGGUGGAGAUGUCCCUGAAGCUAGAUACGGACAUACAAUUAAUGUAGUUCAUAGCCGGGGAAAAAGCAUGAUUGUUAUAUUUGGAGGUAGAUCAUAUAUUCCUCUUGCACAGAGAACUACUGAAAAAUGGAAUAGUGUAGUUGACUGUUUGCCAUCUGUGUUUCUUGUUGAUUUUGAGUUUGGAUGCUGUACGUCAUACAUACUUCCAGAGCUUCAAGAUGGACUUUCCUUCCAUGUUUCAGUUGCCAGGGAUGAUACAAUCUACAUUCUGGGAGGCCAUUCACUUCAAAACAACACCCGGCCUCCCAGCCUAUACAAGCUAAAAGUUGAUCUCCCGCUGGGCAGCCCAUGCGUGACCUGCUCUAUCUUGCCAGGGGGAAUAUCUGUGUCGAGUGGUAUUGUGACUCAGACUGGUGAUACUGAAUUUGUCCUUGUUGGGGGCUACCAGUCUGACAACCAGAAACGGAUGAUCUGUAACACUAUAGUUUUGGAAGAUAAUAAAAUAGAGAUUGUUGAAAGGGUGAGCCCAGACUGGACACCUGAUAUUAAGCACUGUAGGAUGUGGUUUGGCUGUGAUAUGGGCAAAGGGUCCGUAUUGUUGGGCAUUCCUGGGGCCAACAAACAGUUAAUCUCAGAUGCAAACUACUUCUACAUUUUGAGAUGCAACAAAGCAGAAGAGGAUGAAGAGGAAGAACUGACAGCACAAACAUGCAGUCAGGCAUCUACCGAAGACCAAGGAGACUCCACUCCAUUUGAAGAUUCCGAAGAGUUUUCUUUCAGUGCUGAAGCCAGUAGCUUUGAUGUUGAUGACAUUGAUACUUACAAUGAAGAUGAUGAAGAAGAUGAAUCAGAAACAGGGUACUGGAUCAUCUGCUGUGCCAGCUGCAAUAUUGACAUUAACACCUGGGUGCCUUUCUAUUCAACAGAACUCAACAAGCCUGCAAUGAUCUUGUGUUCCAGUGGGUCUGGCCAUUGGGUUCAUGCACAGUGUAUGGAUCUGUCAGAGAGCAUGCUUCUACAGCUCUCAGAAGCAAAUGUCAAGUACUUCUGCAAUGAGCAUGUUCACCUUAAUAAAGGGCUGCAAACACCCAAAAAGGCAGUGCAUCUGAAAAAGCAACCCAUGAAACGACUACACAAAAAGAAAACCAUGAAGUUAACCACACCAGUGAAAAAGUCUUUUCUUCGGAGAUUAUUUGAAUAGAUUUGUACCACUGAUUUGUGUUCAGCUGGGAGACUAAAACAGCUAGCAAUGGUUGAAACAAAGUGGGUUCCUGAGGUUCUUACUGAUCAUUUUAUUGAAUUGAUAUUAUCUCAAUAUUUCAGUUAUAUUUCAAAGCUCUUGAACGUUUUUUUGUUUCUUAUGUAUGUUUUGUAGUAUCCAUAUAGGAAACUCAUCACAGAGGGCAUCGUACAAACACACUGUCAGAUAUUGAUAACUCAGUGCUGUAUUCUUUACAAUAGUGUAACUUACUCUCCAAUCGUUCCCAGUAGAUGUGGUAGAACUGCUUGUAGGAAGAGCUGUUAUCUCAUGUACUCAGUGGUGUUAGCAUCUGUCAGUAAACAAAGACCAUACUGCCCUUUUUUUUUUUUUUUAUCUUAGUGAGUAGUUCUAGAAAUAUUUGGCCUAAUUUGUAACUGCCUUACUCCAAUUUUAUGUUAGUGUAAUGAGCUAAAAUUAGACUAAUUAAUCUGUUCUUAAAUUGAAGUGAUUUUUAAGUCCCUUGUGUCAGAAAUAAUGGCAUAUUCAGACACUGAGGAUCAGUUUUCUUCAGGGACUUCCAUUACGAAAAUCUUUCUUUUCGAGCAUUUAAUUCUGGAUAUGUUUUUAUUUUGAAAGGUACUGAAUGGUUAUGUGUCAGUUUUGACUAACUUUAAGGAUUAUCACCUCACAGUAAAAAUUAAAUUGUGUUUUUAAACCACUGUGCUCAACAACUGCUUUGCAUUUGUAUUUUUUAAAAUGUAUUAGUCAGAUAAUAAAGUUUGUCAUAAAAAUGA
Messenger RNA from Gallus gallus (chicken), 3320 nucleotides. RefSeq names its product recombination activating gene 2 (gene RAG2). Bases 826 to 2526 code for a protein of 566 amino acids. The transcript is spliced from 8 exons. Gene Ontology annotation, molecular function: protein binding; sequence-specific DNA binding. Gene Ontology annotation, biological process: V(D)J recombination. Gene Ontology annotation, cellular component: nucleus; DNA recombinase complex. The record is from RefSeq and is a predicted model, not a curated record. Lineage: Eukaryota; Metazoa; Chordata; Aves; Galliformes; Phasianidae.